AUGGGUAAUAUUGCCAAUCCAGACUUCCCCGUGUCCGUGUCGUCGCUUCAUUUCCCCUCCACCGAGCUGCCAUCUGUGUCUCAGACGCUAGCCUCGUUGCGACGAUCCGCCCUUUCCGUGAACAACCGACUGCGGUCGAUUGAUGCCGACGCAGCCUUUGUCCGCGAGGUCGCUGAUCACUAUGGUCUUCCUCUGGUUGCCAAUGAAAGAUGCGGCAGUUGGUACAUCCCGCCUGAGAUCAAGUCCGGGAGCGCAUAUUUCAAGAGCACCGACGGUCACACCGGCCAGUGGGACUUCAGCUUUCGAAGACUAAACCUGCAGAUUCUCCCACUUGCCCGGGAGCAUGGGGGUUGUAUCAUAGUGGAUUCCACGCGCCGUGGCAAAUUGAUGCCCGAUGCCUUGUCGAAAACUAUUCCUAUCUGGUGUGCCGUCUUCAACAGAGCGCUCUUCCCUUCGGAGACUACAUAUCAUUCCGUGGAAUUGCCGCCAAAUUAUCUAGGGCCAUCCGAAGAGUCGCAAAUUGCAAAAAGGAUCGACAGCUUUGUCCAUUCACUCAAGAGUCUUAAACUUGAUCUGGAUGAUCUCAGAAAACAACUAGGCAAACCGAUUCGGGUCGCCUGGGCAAAUCGAACGUAUUUCCACCCAACUGACCUACGCAAAAGCGAAGAUUGUAAUCUGUUUGUUCUUUGCUCGGCUUCAAAACGGGUUCAUGGUGCUGAGAUAUCCGAAGGUGGAUAUAUCCAGGGUGCAGGUGAUGACAGCGAGGCUUGGGCCCAUGGUUUAACACCACCCGUAUUUUGGGCUCACAAGCAUACACUCCUCGCACGAUCAGAAGAAGACCUGCCCGAGGUAAUUGAGAAUCUGACGCGGGAAAACUGUAAGCAGACUUCCGGUCAACAAGCGACGCCUGUUACGCCGUCUCGGAAUCUUUAUAUUAGCCAAGGAGAUCCGGGUUUGGCUGAGAAUGACAUUUAUGAUCUUGUCAUCGAUUGCAAUGGCACGCCAGAGGCCACUGAAGCCACGGAAAGCAACCCGAAACGCCUGAACCUAGGCUGUAUAUCUUCGAAACAAGGUGGCCGUGACCUACGAAACCAUUUGGACAAGGUUCGGGAUUUUGUGGCUUCUCAUUUGAGUUCAAAUCCGUCACAAUCCCUGCUUGUCAUGUGCGAGUCCGGAAAAGAUCUUUCUGCCGGGGCCUUGCUCACAAUAAUAUGUUUAUUCUAUAACGAUGCUGGUACGCCGCUCUACCAACACCAUUUCAAGUUAUUCUUAAACUGA
Molecule: messenger RNA, 1278 nt
Organism: Aspergillus puulaauensis
Lineage: Eukaryota; Fungi; Ascomycota; Eurotiomycetes; Eurotiales; Aspergillaceae
Product: initiator tRNA phosphoribosyl transferase family protein
Exons: 4
Coding region: 1-1278 (425 amino acids)
Biological process (GO): charged-tRNA amino acid modification
Cellular component (GO): cytoplasm
Molecular function (GO): tRNA adenosine(64)-2'-O-ribosylphosphate transferase activity
Source: RefSeq, a predicted model, not a curated record